This is a messenger RNA of Pseudogymnoascus verrucosus, 1285 nucleotides long. RefSeq lists its product as uncharacterized. Gene Ontology annotation, cellular component: membrane. Lineage: Eukaryota; Fungi; Ascomycota; Leotiomycetes; Thelebolales; Thelebolaceae. Bases 446 to 1285 code for a protein of 279 amino acids. The transcript is spliced from 3 exons. The record is from RefSeq and is a predicted model, not a curated record.
AGGAAACCGAGUGAAUCCGAGCAAUGCCAAGCCCAUCCCCAACGCCUACCAAUCAGCGACUCUCCACGCCAGCACUGCCUUACGAAUGCCGACGCCAUGGUAGGACACCAUUGAAGCUGGCGAGAUUUGGAGGCUCGGAUUCGGAGCGCAUUCUGUAUUUGAAGGCCAUGCUGGAACAUUGCUUGCGUGGUUCCUGAAUAUUUUCGGGCAGUGCGAUUACGCGUCUCGGGUUCGAUGGACAGUUUGAGAGUUGAAUGCGUGGAUGGAGAUGGAGGAUGAGGUGUAUAUAAGAGGGUUCUAGAGCGUGGAGGAUGAGGCGAUACAGCACACAGUUCAAUACAUCAUUCUUCUGCCUCAGUUAUUCAACCUGAAAUCUUUCAUCCAGCACUCUUUCCAGAAAGUUCCUAGUUACUCAACCAAUCCAAACCCGUCAGACAUCGUCGAGAUGGGGGAAAGCAUUUGGACCUACGACCCCAACUACCCGGUCAGCAUCGUGUUUGCAGUCUUCUACGCCAUCCCGAUGUUUGUCCAAGGUUACCAGACCUUCAUCAGAUACCGCAGCUACUACUUCUGGGUAGUUUUCGUUGGCGCCUUCCUGGAAGUAGGGGGCUAUGCCGCCCGCACCGUCGCCAUCAAGCACCUUGACCAAAUCCCCCCCUACGCUGUCCAAAGCUCCCUCGUAAUCAUAGCCCCUAUCUUCAUCGGCGCUGGCGACUACAUGCUCGUCUCCCGCCUGUGCCUCGCCGUUCUGCCCAGCCAUCUGACGCGGAUCUACGGAUUCUCGACACGCAAGCUGACGCGGAUUUUUAUCACCUGCGAUAUCAUCAGCUUACUCAUCCAGGUGUCGGGUUCGGGCAUUGCGUCGUCGGGGAACUGGGAGGGGAGCAAUGCGACGCUUGGUGAGAAUGUGUUGAUUGCGGGGCUAGCGACGCAGUUGGCGGCAUUUCUGUUCUUUGUGGGGAUCCUGAGGAGGUUCCAUCAGUUGGCGAAUACGGAGGGGAGAGCUGAUGCGCCGAGAGGAUGGCGGAAGGUGUUGUUGGCGGUGUAUGUGUCGUCAGGUUUGGUCAUCAUUCGCUGUAUUUAUCGCCUCAUUGAGUUCGCCCUGGGGAUUGACGGAUACCCAUUCGAGCACGAGUGGAUGUUCUAUGUCAUGGACUCGGCGCCGAUGCUCAUAGCAAUUAUCAUGUUCUGCAUCUACCACCCUGCAAGGUACUUGCCAAACCAGCCUUCGGAAAAGAUGACCGAUGAUACCCAGCUCGAGAGCCGCUUGGUGUCUAAAGUGUAG